AUGAGCUCUUCCAACUGCAGAUUUUACGAAAACAAGUAUCCCGAAGUGGAUGAAGUUGUUAUGGUGAAUGUUCAAGAAAUUGCUGAAAUGGGUGCUUAUGUUAAAUUAUUAGAAUACGAUAAUAUUGAAGGGAUGGUAUUAUUAUCAGAAUUAUCAAGAAGACGUAUUCGUUCCAUUCAAAAGUUAAUUCGUGUUGGUAAAAAUGAAGUUGCUGUUGUUUUAAGAGUUGAUAAAGAAAAAGGGUAUAUUGAUUUAUCAAAAAGAAGAGUCUCAGCUGAAGAUAUCGUUAAAUGUGAUGAAAAAUAUAAUAAAUCUAAAUCAGUUCACUCUAUUUUAAGACAUUGUGCUGAAAAAUUCAAUAUUCCAUUAGAAACUUUAUAUCAAUCAAUUGGUUGGCCAUUAAGUAGAAAAUACGGUCAUGCUUACGAUGCUUUUAAAUUAUCAAUUACGGACCCAACUAUUUUUGAUUUAGUUGAACCUCCAACUAAAGAUGUUUUGGAAGAAUUAAAAUUAUACAUUUCAAGAAGAUUAACUCCUCAAGCCAUUAAAAUAAGAGCUGAUGUCGAAGUUUCUUGUUUCAGUUAUGAAGGUAUUGAUGCCAUUAAAAAAGCUUUAAAAGCUGCUGAAGAUGAAUCAACUGAACAAAUGCAAGUCAAAGCUAAAUUGGUUGCUGCUCCUUUAUACGUCAUUUCUACUCAAGCUUUAGAUAAAAAUCAUGGGGUCCAAUUAUUAGAAAAAUCUAUCGAAAAAAUAACUGAGUCUAUCGAAGCUGCCGGUGGUAUUUGUAAAGUUACUAUGGCUCCAAAAGCUGUUACUGCCACUGAAGAUGCUGAAUUACAAGCCCUUUUGGAAAGAAAAGAAGCCGAAGAAAAUGAAUCUUCUGAUGAAGAAGAUUAAGUCUUUAAUUAGUGUAUUUUUAUAAAUAGAUAUCAAUAAAAA
Messenger RNA from Hyphopichia burtonii NRRL Y-1933, 939 nucleotides. It is a transcript of the gene SUI2, whose product is annotated as translation initiation factor eIF2 subunit alpha. Gene Ontology annotation, cellular component: eukaryotic translation initiation factor 2B complex; eukaryotic translation initiation factor 2 complex; multi-eIF complex. NCBI's taxonomy places the organism in Eukaryota, Fungi, Ascomycota, Pichiomycetes, Serinales, Debaryomycetaceae. Bases 1 to 897 code for a protein of 298 amino acids. The record is from RefSeq and is a predicted model, not a curated record. Gene Ontology annotation, molecular function: ribosome binding; RNA binding; translation initiation factor activity. The transcript has a single exon.